AAAAAGUCUUCUCUUUGAAGCAGUCAGAAAGAAAGUGUAGAUCUGGAAUCUUUCAGUUAUGCUCAAAUUAAACUCUUUAGAGUCAUUAAUGUGUGAUGAUUAGUUAUUUGCCUUGUGAGUUAUUCAGUAAUGUAGUAAUGCUAACUGCAUGUUUACACUUCGAAUUAAUUUUCAAAAGCACUUAGACUUAGUAUUCUAAUAACAGUCUCCGAAGCCUUGAUCCCCCUUACUGGCCCAAUAUGUGAUGUUGCUACAAGGUCUUCAGCUCUUAGUAAUUACAAAGAGAGAGUUGAUUUGAUAUUGUUAAGUCAUGCUGAAAUUGAAAUCUUUAGAGUCAUCAGCUCAGAAAUAUAGUUAUGAUGUAUUUUUGAGUUUUAGCGGUGCAGAUACUCGCAAAACGUUUACGGAUCAUCUGUAUAAUGCGUUGAUAAAUGAAGGACUAAUCACUUUCAGAGAUGAUGAGGAGAUUGAGAAGGGGGAGAGCAUCAAAUCUGAACUGGAAAAUGGUAUCCAGCAGUCAAGAAGCUGGAUCGUUGUGUUCUCAAAGAACUAUGCAUUUUCGAGUUGGUGCCUUGACGAACUUGUGUUGAUUCUUGAGUGCAGUAACAAUUCGAAACGUCUUCUAUUACCGAUAUUCUACCAUGUCGAUCCAUCUGAUGUUCGCAAACAAUCUGGUUGUAUAUCUGAAGCAAUAGAUCACCAUGAGGAGAAAUUCAAGAGGGAGGUGGAUGAGACAAAAAGGAAGAAUAUGAUGGACAAAAUAGAGCGAUGGAGGACUGCUCUUACUCAGCUUGCCGAUUUGGGAGGCAUGCCUUUGCCAAACGUGGCUGAUGGGUAUGAAUCAAAAGUUAUCCAGAAAAUAGCUAACAUACUGAAGGAUAAAGUGACUUGUAACACCUUAAGUAUGACAGGACAUCUAGUUGGAAUUGGUCCUUCAGUGCAGGACAUCAGUUUAUGGUUAAGAAAUGGUUCUGAGACUGUGGAAGUGUUCGCACUUUAUGGUGUUGGAGGAGUGGGAAAGACAACCAUUGCCAAAUACGUCUACAACAUGAACUUCCAACUAUUUGAAGGUGGCAGCUUUUUGGAAAACAUAAGAGAAUAUUCUGAACGCUCUGAUGGUUUAGUGUGUCUACAAAGACAACUCCUUUCUAGUAUUUCCAAACGAAAGUCACCAACAAUAAAAAAUAUUAAUGAUGGCCUGCUUAAGAUAAAAAAUGCCCUUCAUCACAGAAAGCUUCUCAUAGUCUUGGAUGAUGUGGAUCAAGUUGAACAACUAGAUGCAGUAUUUGGGAUGCGAGAGUGGUUUCACCAGGGAAGCAAAAUUAUCGUAACCACUCGGAAUGUGCAUUUGCUAAAUGCUUUUGAACAUUGUACGAGAUAUACUAUAAAAACAUUAAAUUCUGAUGAUUCAUUGGAGUUGUUCAGUUGGCAUGCAUUCCAAGACAAUAGCCCCCCAGAAUGUUACAUAGAGCAGUCAGAGAGGAUAAUAAAGCAAUGCCAAGGUCUUCCUUUAGCUCUUAAGGUUCUAGGGGCUUCUCUACGUGGCAAGAAGUUAGAUGUUUGGAGGUGUGCGAUAGAAAAACUGGAAAUCAUUCCUCACUGCAAAAUCCAGAAGAUUUUGAGAAUAAGUUAUGACUCUUUGCAAGAUGACCAUGAUAGAGAUUUGUUUCUGGAGAUUGUGUGUUUCUUUAGUGGAGAGGCCAAGUCUUUCGUGGUUGGGAUACUAGAUGAAUGUGAUUAUUACACAUUAAUUGGAAUUGAUAAUCUUAUUGAUAGAUGUUUAUUGAAGACUGAUAAAUAUGGAAAUAUUAAAAUGCAUCAAUUAGUUCAGAGCAUGGGUAGAGAAAUAAUACGCCAGCAAUCACCUAGAGAUCCAGGUCUAAGGAGUAGACUGUGGCACUACAGAGACUCCCUCAAAGUAUUAAAAGAUGAAACAGGCACCGGAGCAAUUGAAGGUCUUGCACUAGAAAUGAAAAAACUAAUGCAUAUCAGGCAGAGUUGGGAACAAAAGCUUUUUCCAUGAUGCACAAGCUGAGACUACUUAAGCUGAAUAAUGUACGACUAAGUGGAGGU
This is a messenger RNA of Daucus carota subsp. sativus, 2073 nucleotides long. RefSeq names its product disease resistance protein RUN1-like. The transcript has 3 exons. The record is from RefSeq and is a predicted model, not a curated record. Bases 311 to 2023 code for a protein of 570 amino acids. Gene Ontology annotation, molecular function: ADP binding. Lineage: Eukaryota; Viridiplantae; Streptophyta; Magnoliopsida; Apiales; Apiaceae. Gene Ontology annotation, biological process: signal transduction; defense response.